Molecule: messenger RNA, 1554 nt
Organism: Chrysochloris asiatica (Cape golden mole)
Lineage: Eukaryota; Metazoa; Chordata; Mammalia; Afrosoricida; Chrysochloridae
Gene: HSF1
Product: heat shock transcription factor 1
Exons: 13
Coding region: 1-1554 (517 amino acids)
Biological process (GO): regulation of DNA-templated transcription
Molecular function (GO): DNA-binding transcription factor activity; sequence-specific DNA binding
Source: RefSeq, a predicted model, not a curated record
AUGGAUCUCCCUUUGGGCCCCGGCGCGGCAGGGCCCAGCAACGUCCCGGCGUUCCUGACCAAGCUAUGGACCCUUGUGAGCGACCCGGACACCGACGCGCUCAUCUGCUGGAGCCCGAGCGGGAACAGCUUCCACGUGUUUGACCAGGGCCAGUUUGCCAAAGAAGUGCUACCCAAAUACUUCAAACACAACAACAUGGCCAGCUUUGUGCGGCAACUCAACAUGUACGGCUUCCGGAAAGUGGUGCACAUCGAGCAGGGCGGUCUAGUAAAGCCCGAGAAGGACGACACCGAGUUCCAGCAUCCCUGCUUCCUGCGCGGUCAGGAGCAGCUCCUGGAGAACAUCAAGAGGAAAGUCACCAGCGUGUCCACCCUCAAGAGCGAAGACAUCAGAAUUCGCCAGGACAGUGUCAGCAAGUUGCUGACUGACGUGCAGCUGAUGAAGGGGAAGCAGGAGAGCAUGGACUCAAAACUGCUGGCCAUGAAGCAUGAGAACGAGGCACUCUGGAGGGAGGUGGCCAGUCUGCGGCAGAAGCACGCUCAGCAGCAGAAGGUCGUCAACAAGCUCAUCCAGUUCCUGAUCUCCCUGGUGCAGUCAAACCGGAUCCUGGGAGUGAAGAGAAAGAUCCCCCUGAUGCUGAGCGACAGUGGUUCUGGACACCCGAUGCCCAAGUACAGCCGACAGUACUCCUUGGAGCACGUGCAUGGCGCAGCCCCGUUCACAGCCCCGUCCCCAGCCUACAGUGGCUCCAGCCUCUUCUCCCCGGACCCUGUAGCCGGCUCCGGCCCCAUCAUCUCAGACAUCACUGAGCUGGUCCCCACUAGUCCCUCCGCCUCCUCGGGUGGGAGCAUCGACGAAAGGCCCCUGUCAGGCAGCCCCCGGGUGCGCAUCAAGGAGGAACCUCCCAGCCCCCCUCAGAGCCCACAGGUGGAGGAGGUGAGCCCCGGGCAGCCUUCCUCAGACGUGGAGACAGCCUUGUCCCCAACCGCUCUCAUCGACUCCAUUCUGCGGGACAGCGAGCCGGCCACCGCCCCUUCAGCCAACCAGCCCACACCCCUGUCUGCCUCAGCCCCAGAGAAGUGCCUCAGCGUGGCCUGCCUCGACAAGAACGAACUCAGUGAUCACCUGGACGCCAUGGAUUCCAACCUGGACAACCUGCAGACCAUGCUGAGUAGCCACGGCUUCAGUGUGGACACCAGCGCCUUGAUGGAUCUGUUCAGCCCCUCGAUGACCGUGCCGGACAUGAGCCUCCCCGACUUGGACAGCAGCUUGGCGAGCAUCCAAGAGCUCCUUGCCCCUCCAGAGCCGCCCAGGCCCCUAGAGGCAGAGAGCGGCAGCAGGGACUCAGGGAAGCAGCUGGUACAGUACACAGCACAGCCCCUGUUCCUGGUGGACCCUGGGCCAGUGGACAUGGGGGGCAGCGACCUGCCUGUGCUCUUCGAGCUAGGGGAGGGCUCCUACUUCUCCGAGGGGGAUGACUACUCAGAGGACCCCACCAUCUCCCUGCUGACGGGCUCUGAGCCCUCCAAAGCCAAGGACCCCACCGUCUCCUAG